AUGCCUUCUUUUAUUCCUAAGGUGCCUUCUGCCGCUAACAGAAAUAGAGAAGCUUUUCUCCCGAUGUUUUUUCCUGACCCGGUUGGUGAAGAACAGAGUCUAUUACAUACUCUAGAUCUGAAGAGGGCAAUCGAGAUCUAUCUCCAGAGAACAGAAGAGUUUCGUAUAGCUGAAAAUCAUUUUGUGUUGUUCAGAGGUCCAAGAAAAGGACAACAACCUUCCAGAGAUACAUUAGCUAGAUGGCUAAAAGACACUAUCAAAGAAUCCUAUUCCUUAGAAGAAGUGCCUUCUCCUUUUCCAAUUAAAGCACAUUCAACAAGAUCUGCCGCAACCUCCUGGGCAGAACAGGCGCACAUAUCUAUAGAAGAAAUCUGCAAUGCAGCCUCCUGGUCCUCAUCUCAAACCUUCAUGAAGCAUUAUCGGUUGGACAUCAAUGCUAGAAGCUCAGCCUUUGGUACUGGGGUGGGCGGUCCUAGCCAAAGGUAUGAAGACAAGCUUAACCCAUGCUGUGCUGCCUUCGGACUCAAGGAAAGUAAAAUCCCAGCUGCAAUUCUUGACGAUCAGACUGUUUGUGGUCGAGGCGAGCGGUUGGCGUUGGCCCUUGCUCGAGAACACAUUAACAGCCACACACAAGGAUCAUCCAGCGGUCGUGUGGAGGUGGAGAUCUUUGAGCUGCAAAGAGACAGCCAGUACGAGACUACAGAUACAAUGUGUCAGAUUUUACCCAAAGGCGUGGUCUCUGUGCUGGGACCCUCGACCAGCCCGGCAUCAGCAUCUACUGUCAGCCAUAUCUGUGGAGAGAAGGAGAUUCCUCAUAUUAAGGUGGGACCAGAAGAAGCCCCCAAGCUACAAUACCUACGUUUUGCAUCCGUCAGCCUUUACCCGAGUAAUGAAGACAUAAGCCUGGCCGUGUCACACAUCCUGAAGUCCUUUCACAACCCUUCCACCAGCCUCAUCUGUGCCAAGGCCGAGUGUUUACUGCGGCUCGAGGAGUUGGUCCGUCAGUUCCUAAUAUCAAAAGAUACACUGUCUGUGCGGAUGUUGGAUGACACAAAUGAUCCCACACCUUUAUUAAAGGAAAUCCGUGAUGACAAGGUGUCUACCAUCAUUAUAGAUGCCAACGCGACUGUGUCCCAUCUCAUCCUAAAGAAGGCCUCGGAGCUUGGGAUGACGUCUGCUCAUUACAAAUAUAUCCUGACAACUAUGGACUUCCCCUUACUGUCCUUGGAAGGGGUGGUAAGUGACCAUUCCAAUAUCUUGGGAUUUUCCAUGUAUAACAGUAGCCAUCCCUUCUAUCUGGAGUUCCUGAGAAGCCUCAACAUGUCCUGGAGGGAGAACUGUGAGCUCAGCACAUACGUGGGGCCUGCGCUCUCCGCUGCUCUCAUGUUUGAUGCUGUACAUGUCGUAGUCAGUGCUGUCCGGGAGUUAAACCGGAGCCAAGAAAUUGGCGUAAAGCAGCUUUCCUGCAGCACAUCGCAGAUCUGGCAGCAUGGGACAAGCCUCAUGAACUAUCUACGAAUGGUGGAGUAUGAUGGACUGACCGGACGUGUAGAAUUUAACAGCAAAGGACAAAGGACAAACUACACUCUACGUAUCCUGGAGAAGUCUGGAUAUGGCCACCGAGAGGUUGGUGUGUGGUACUCUAACCGUACCCUGGCCAUGAACGCUACCAGCCUGGACAUAAACAUCUCCGAUACGCUGGAGAACAAGACUUUAGUAGUAACCACAAUUCUCGAGAAUCCAUACAUGAUGCGCAAAGCAAAUUACCGAUCCCUAUCUGGCAAUGACCAGUAUGAAGGUUUCUGUGCGGAGAUGUUAAUGGAGCUAGCUGCCCUCCUGAGGUUCAACUAUAAGAUAAAGCUUGUGGAAGACGGGUUGUAUGGGGCUCCCGAGCCGAACGGAUCUUGGACGGGGAUGGUGGGAGAGCUUAUCAAUCGGAAGGCAGAUCUGGCGGUCGCUGCGUUCACCAUCACAGCAGAGCGAGAGAAAGUGAUCGACUUCUCCAAACCCUUCAUGACCCUGGGGAUCAGUAUUCUGUACCGGGUUCAGAUGGGCCGGAAGCCUGGGUACUUCUCCUUCCUGGAUCCUUUCUCUCCUGCUGUCUGGCUCUUCAUGUUGUUGGCUUAUCUGGCCGUCAGCUGUGUGCUGUUCUUGGCAGCCAGAUUGAGCCCCUAUGAAUGGUAUAACCCACAUCCGUGUCUGCGGGAACGGCACCACAUCCUGGAGAACCAGUACACCCUGGGGAACAGCCUGUGGUUUCCUGUCGGAGGGUUUAUGCAGCAGGGAUCGGAAGUCAUGCCCCGGGCCCUGUCUACAAGAUGUGUCAGCGGGGUCUGGUGGGCCUUCACCCUCAUCAUUAUCUCUUCCUAUACCGCCAACCUGGCUGCCUUCCUGACAGUGCAGAGGAUGGAGGUCCCGAUAGAGUCCGCUGAUGACCUGGCAGAUCAGACCAACAUUGAGUAUGGGACCAUUCAUGGUGGAUCCACCAUGACCUUCUUCCAGAACUCCAGGUACCAGACGUACCAGCGCAUGUGGAAUUACAUGAACUCGAAGCAGCCAAGUGUGUUUGUCAAGAGCACAGAAGAGGGGAUCGCUCGGGUGCUGAACUCCCGCUACGCCUUUCUGCUGGAGUCCACUAUGAACGAGUACCACCGCAGGCUUAACUGCAACCUCACCCAAAUUGGUGGCUUACUCGAUACCAAGGGCUAUGGCAUUGGGAUGCCGCUAGAAUCCCCCUACAGAGAUGAGAUCACACUUGCAAUCCUCCAACUUCAAGAAAAUAAUCGCUUGGAGAUCUUGAAACGCAAAUGGUGGGAAGAAGGGAAGUGCCCCAAGGAAGAAGACCACCGUGCAAAAGGACUAGGCAUGGAGAACAUUGGCGGUAUCUUUGUGGUCCUCAUCUGUGGCCUAAUUAUUGCUGUGUUUGUGGCCAUCAUGGAGUUCGUCUGGUCAACGAGACGCUCAGUGGACAAUGAAGAGAUUUCCGUAUGUCAAGAGAUGCUGAGUGAACUUCGCAGCGCGGUGUCCUGUAAGAAGACAUCACGUUCACGUCACCGCCGACGGCCGCCACGUCACCUUCAUGGGAGGACUCUACUUUCCCUCAGUCGACCGCCUCGAGCGACCAGAGAGACACGCCUCUGCAAUGGACGCCUUUACCAGACCCACCAGCACCCUCCGGCUCCUCCUCCCCCUCCCCCUGCCCCAGGUGCCCAGCGGCUCCAAGAGGACGCCCCGUCUUCCUCUGGUCGGGGAGGGUGUGCCCAUUUCAGAAUCUGCCAGGAAUGUCGGCGGAUACAGACUCUACGAGGCCCGCCACCACUACCUAGACCACCGCAGUCUCCAAAACCUCCACCUCCUCCUGCUCCAGAGGACCUAACACCCCUCUCACAUCACCGGAGACUGGCAGACCCUCUAGAUGCCAGUGCCCCCGAGUGAUGGUGGGGGUCACAGAGACUGGUUGUAUGGACCUUUAAUGUGACAGGAGGAGAGGAAGAGGCAGAGAAUGUCGGGGCAUCUGGACGGCGGACAUCUGUCCUUUCCCCUGUUCUUCCCAACACUCUGUUUUGGGGUGGGGGUCUUCAUGAAGCCUCCUCUGUAUUCAUCAGAAACACUGCGUUGCCUCAGUCUUACAAUGUACGCUGUGCGUGCGAAAUAAACUGUCCCCCCAACAAUCCACCUGCUGUUUUUGACCAUUUGUUAGUGCCCUGCAGAUAUGGAGGCCUCUGUCCCUGCUCAAGGUCACCACAUGCAGUAACCUGACAGCGGCGUCGCGGUAAGGAGAGCGUCAUCCAGAUUGG
Molecule: messenger RNA, 3797 nt
Organism: Bufo bufo (common toad)
Lineage: Eukaryota; Metazoa; Chordata; Amphibia; Anura; Bufonidae
Gene: GRIK5
Product: glutamate ionotropic receptor kainate type subunit 5
Exons: 20
Coding region: 1-3435 (1144 amino acids)
Biological process (GO): DNA recombination; monoatomic ion transport; synaptic transmission, glutamatergic
Cellular component (GO): presynaptic membrane; plasma membrane; kainate selective glutamate receptor complex
Molecular function (GO): kainate selective glutamate receptor activity; transmitter-gated monoatomic ion channel activity involved in regulation of postsynaptic membrane potential; DNA binding
Source: RefSeq, a predicted model, not a curated record